CACUAUCCCAAGACUGUGGCCUCUGUCGUAAUGGAUACACCUGAAAUGAGACGUGUUGCAGAAAAUACCAAGAAUCAAAGUCAAGCACAAUCACAAGUCGCCUAUACUGGAGAAUUGGAUAAAAGGAAAAGAAUGGAAGAAGUUCGUCCGACUUACGUGCCAGCAGAAGCUUCUGGCAAAUCAAAAGAGGCAAAAGAGGAAAAACCCGAAAUACAGGCAGUAGAGGAAAAACAGCCAAAAGAUGCAAAAGUGUCAGCAGCUCCAACGAAAGGAGCUAAGUCUGCAGCAGUCAAAGCAUCGGCCAAAUGA
This is a messenger RNA of Ostertagia ostertagi, 309 nucleotides long. The record is from the annotation of a GenBank genome assembly. Lineage: Eukaryota; Metazoa; Nematoda; Chromadorea; Rhabditida; Trichostrongylidae.